Molecule: messenger RNA, 3150 nt
Organism: Vicia villosa (hairy vetch)
Lineage: Eukaryota; Viridiplantae; Streptophyta; Magnoliopsida; Fabales; Fabaceae
Exons: 7
Coding region: 1-3150 (1049 amino acids)
Biological process (GO): telomere maintenance; DNA repair
Molecular function (GO): DNA helicase activity
Source: RefSeq, a predicted model, not a curated record
AUGUUAGAAUCCGAGAAACUAGAAUGGCUACGUAAAAAUCAACCAAAGCUUCGAGUGACAAAGUACAACUCUUUAGAGAAAGAAGGCGAUCAAAGUCAGGCGCCAGGAAUAAGCAUAGGUAAGCGAGUUGUUUUGCCUUCUUCCUUUGUUGGCGGCCGUAGGUUUAUGGAUCAGUUGUAUUAUGAUGGGAUGGCUAUAUGCAGUAAAGUCGGAUUUCCCGAUUUGUUUAUUACUUUUACAUGUAACCCAAAUUGGCCGGAGAUUCAAAGAGUUCUCGGACCUCUACAUUUGAAGCCUCAAGAUCGUCCGGAUGUCAUUUCAAGAGUUUUCAAAAUCAAAUUCGAUCAACUCCUUUCAGAUUUAACCAAAAAAGGAGUUCUUGGAAAAGUGCUUGCUUAUAUGUACACCAUUGAGUUCCAAAAGAGAGGAUUACCUCAUGCCCAUAUAUUGCUGUUUUUGCAUCCUUCAAACAAAUAUCCAACGCCCGAUGACAUUGACAAGAUCAUUAGUGCGGAAGUCCCCGACCCCAGAAGACACCCUCGGUUAUACAAUUUGGUAAAAUCUCACAUGGUCCAUGGUCCUUGUGGUUUUAAAUUUCAGCCUACGACUAUAGUGGAUCACGAGGGAUAUCCGGUUUAUAGGAGAAGAAACAACGGACACACAAUUGAAAAGCACGGCAUCAUCUUUCAUAGUGGUCAUGUGGUUCCUCACAAUCCAAGUUUGCUGUUGAAAUACGAAGCCCACAUCAACAUGGAAUGGUGCAACCAAAGUACUUCCAUUAAAUACCUUUUCAAAUAUAUCAACAAAGGUUCGGACCGUAUUUCUGCAAUCAUACAAGGACAGGACAAAAACAACGCAUGUUGGAGGAUCUUUUCUUAUUCUAUACAUGGAAGGAAGCCCGCUGUAGAGAGACUGUUUUUUCAUUUGGAAGGUGAAAACUCCGUGUACUACAAAGACUACGAGCAAGUUGGUGAUGUUUUACUCAAACCAAGUGUCACCGAGUCAAUGUUUACAUCUUGGUUUGAGGCAAACAAAACUUACGAGGAAGCAAGAUUGCUAACUUAUGGUGACUUCGUUUCUAAAUUUGUUUAUCAUAAAAGAAGUCGGACUUGGAAGCCAAGGAAAAGAGGAUAUACCAUUGGUCGACUCAUUUGGGUUCCUCAAAGCACUGGUGAAUUGUUUUAUUUAAGAAUGAUGCUCACUGUCACAAAGGGUCCUUUGUGCUAUAAAGACAUUAAGAAAGUUGAUGGAAAGCAACUUAAAACUUUUAAGGACGCUUGCUUUGCGAUGGGAUUUCUACAAGAUGAUCGAGAAUUUGUCGAGGCUAUCAAAGAGGCACAUCUUUGGGGUUCCGGUCCAUUUUUACGCAAGUUAUUUGUGACAAUGUUGUUAUCUUCUUCCAUGAACAGACCGGAACAUGUGUGGCGAAAGACUUGGAUGUAUUUAUCAGAUGGCAUUCUCUAUGAGCAACGCUUAUUCACAAGAAAUCAAGGUCUGACAAUGAGCGAUGCCGAGCUCAAAGAAAGGACACUUAUGGCCAUUGAGACACUUUUACAAAAUAACAAUCGAACUCUUAAAGACUUCAAGACAAUGCCAUAUCCAAAAGAUUUUGUCGUCUCCUUUACUGGAAAUAGGCUACUUUACGAUGAACUUCAGUAUGAAGUUGUUGCUCAAAAACAAAUUUUUGAUACUUUGUAUGCGUCUCUUACAGAUGAGCAACGGAGCAUUUUUGAGGAAAUCAUGGAUGCUGUAGAAAAGCAACAAGGUGGGGUGUUUUUUUUAUAUGGCUAUGGUGGGACUGGUAAGACCUUUAUGUGGAACACUUUAUCAGCAGCACUUAGGUCCAAAAAGAAAAUUGUUUUGCCGGUUGCUUCAAGUGGAAUUGCAAGUUUGUUGUUACCAGGAGGAAGAACAGCUCAUUCUAGAUUUAAGAUUCCCGUUCCUACUUUAGAGACUUCUAUUUGCAACAUUGAAAAAAAAGAUGAUAUUGUUGAGCUGCUUAAGUUUACGGAUUUAAUCAUCUGGGAUGAGGCUCCUAUGGCUAACAAGUUUGGCUUCGAAUCUUUGGACAAAUCCUUAAAAGAUAUCAUGAGUGGCCCCACACAUGCAUCUAAGAAAAUAUUUGGAGGCAAGGUUGUUGUUUUUGGUGGUGACUUCAGGCAAUUUCUCCCUGUUAUACCAAGAGGUACUAGAUCUGAUAUUAUCCAUGCAACAAUUAAUGCUUCUUAUAUUUGGGAUCAUUGUAAAGUAUUGAGACUUACAAAGAACAUGAGAUUGCAAAGUGGCCCACCUACUACUACAGCUGAUGAGAUUAGGAGCUUUUCUGAGUGGAUUUUAAAUAUUGGAGAUGGGACCAUGUGUGAACCUAAUGAUGGUUAUGCUGAUAUCUGUAUUCCAAAUGAGUUCAUAAUUUCAAACUUUUUAGAUCCGAUUCAGGCCAUUGUUGAAGAUACCUACCCUGAUCUCAUUCAUAAUUAUCUUGAUUCCAAUUAUCUUCAAAGUCGUGCGAUUUUAGCUUCAACAAUCGAAGUAGUUGAUGAUAUCAACCAAUAUAUCACUAACCUUCUUCCAGGUGAAGAGAGAGAAUACUUUAGUAGUGAUUCCAUUGAUAGAUCUGAUGUAACUAACUUUGAUGCAUAUGAGCAUGUGACACCCGAGUUCUUGAACGCUCUUAAAACCUCAGGAUUGCCUAACCAUUCAAUCAAGUUGAAAGUCGGGGCCACUAUUAUGUUAAUGCGCAACCUGGAUCAGUCAGAGGGCUUGUGCAACGGCACACGACUAACUGUAACCAGACUUGCUGCCCAUGUCAUUGAAGCGAAGAUCAUUUCUGGGAAAAAUAUUGGUAACAUCUUUUAUAUUCCUAGAAUGUCUUUAUCCCCCUCACAGUCUCCAUGGCCAUUUAAAUUGGUGCGACGCCAAUUCCCAAUUAUAGUUUCCUUUGCCAUGACUAUUAACAAGUCACAGGGCCAGUCACUUGACAAUGUGGGAUUGUAUUUGCCAAAGGAAGUUUUUAGUCAUGGGCAAUUGUAUGUCGCUAUCUCAAGAGUCAAAUCCAAAAAGGGAUUAAGGAUUCUUAUUCAUGACAAAGAGAAACAACCUAUGCUCUCUACCACCAAUGUUGUUUUCAAGGAAGUCUUUCAUAACAUUUAA